Molecule: messenger RNA, 2593 nt
Organism: Anolis carolinensis (green anole)
Lineage: Eukaryota; Metazoa; Chordata; Lepidosauria; Squamata; Anolidae
Gene: bckdha
Product: branched chain keto acid dehydrogenase E1 subunit alpha
Exons: 9
Coding region: 452-1546 (364 amino acids)
Biological process (GO): branched-chain amino acid catabolic process
Molecular function (GO): oxidoreductase activity, acting on the aldehyde or oxo group of donors, disulfide as acceptor
Source: RefSeq, a predicted model, not a curated record
UUGUCAAUGUCUGUUGUUUCCAAAUGCCGGCUGAGAUCUUUUGGCACGUCACCCAAUGUGCCCAUCACCACCGGGACCACCUGCACUGGUUUCUGCCAGAGUCUUCAAAGUUCAAUCUUGAGAUCCUGAUAGCGGCUGAGUUUUUCCUGUUGUUUUUCGUCAAUGCGACUGUCCCUUGGGAUGGCAACAUUUAUGAUCCAAACCUUUUUCUUUUCCACAACUGUGAUGUCUGGUGUGUUGUGUUCCAGAACUUUGUCAGUCUGGAUUCGGAAAUCCCACAGUAUCUUUGUAUGCUCAUUCUCCAAUACUUUUGCAGGGAUGCCUCCAACAGCAGGAAGAGUUUACCUCCCUUGAAGAGAAGCCGCAAUUCCCCGGUGCUUCAGCUGAGUUUGUGGACAGGCUCGAGUUCAUCCAACCCAAUGUCAUUUCCGGAAUUCCCAUCUACCGGGUUAUGGACCGGCAGGGGCAGAUUGUCAAUCUCAGUGAGGACCCGCAGCUUUCCAAGGAGCAAGUCUUGAAGUUCUACAAGAGCAUGACCCUUCUGAACACUAUGGAUCGGAUCCUCUAUGAAUCACAGAGGCAGGGGCGAAUUUCCUUUUACAUGACCAAUUAUGGGGAGGAAGGCACCCAUAUUGGCAGUGCAGCUGCUCUCGAUGACACUGACCUUGUGUUUGGGCAGUAUCGGGAAGCAGGUGUCCUGAUGCACAGGGGGUACCCUCUGGACCUCUUUAUGGCGCAAUGCUAUGGCAAUGCCACUGACCCUGGAAAAGGUCGCCAGAUGCCUGUGCAUUACGGCUGCAAGGAUUUGCAUUUUGUUACGAUAUCAUCCCCACUGGCUACUCAAAUCCCACAAGCUGUCGGCUCUGCUUAUGCCAUCAAGAGGGAGAAUAACAACCGGAUUGUGAUCUGCUACUUUGGGGAAGGGGCUGCCAGUGAGGGCGAUGCCCAUGCAGGGUUCAAUUUUGCCGCCACCCUGGAAUGCCCCAUCAUUUUCUUUUGCCGGAACAAUGGUUACGCCAUCUCCACCCCAACCUCUGAGCAGUACCGGGGUGAUGGAAUUGCUGCCCGGGGUCCUGGAUAUGGCAUCCACUCCAUCCGGGUGGAUGGCAACGACGUCUUUGCGGUGUACAACGCCACCAAGGAGGCCCGGCGCCGGGCUGUAGCAGAGAACCAGCCAUUCCUCAUUGAGGCCAUGACCUACAGGAUCGGGCACCACAGCACCAGUGAUGACAGCUCUGCGUAUCGCUCAGUGGAUGAAGUCAACUAUUGGGACAAACAGGACCAUCCCAUCUCUCGACUCCGUCACUAUAUGACUGGGCGAGGCUGGUGGGAUGAAGAGCAGGAGAAGAUCUGGCGCAAGAAAUCCCGCAAAAGAGUGAUGGAGGCCUUCGAAGAGGCAGAGCGCAAGCUGAAACCCAAAUUCCAGCACCUCUUUUCGGAUGUCUACUCAGAGAUGCCCUGGCACAUCCAGAAGCAGCAGGAAUCCCUGGAGCGCCACCUCAAGCAGUAUGGCGAACACUACCCCCUGGACCACUAUGAGAAGUGAUUUGUAAGUCAUCCCCUCGCUCUUCAAUGAGUAGGAUUUGCAGAAAAUAACUUUAGCUCAAAGAAAGAUCAAUUUGUAAUCACUUCCUUCUCACCAUGAUAAUGGUGCGAAACUAGUUCCGACUCCUCUGUUAAGAGAUUUGUGGACAAACGUGGUAAAGGACAAGCACCUAUAAGCUCUGGCACCUUUAGUCGCUCCAGCUCAGCUUGGGUUAACUACCUGCUGCCUUGUUUUGCCCCAAUUUUAAACACAGAUAUAUUUUUUCGUUGAACAUAGCCUUAUUUAAAGCACAGGAGCAGUUGAUGGCUCUUCUGCUGUGCAUAUGAACUGCCUUAUCUGUGCCGUUCCUUUGCUGGACCAACUUCUCCUGCGUCCUGUUACAUCUGUCUCCCUUGGUUCUAUUCCACAAACACUGGGAAAGAACCAACAUGCAACAUCUUGGUUUCCUUUCCCAGAGAAGUUGUGUCCAAAAAAAAAAAAACAUAUUUGCCAAAAUGUUUUCCAGUUCCCCUCAAACACUUUUGGGAGAAAGCAAUGGAUGUAUGUGUUUGAGAGAGAAUGGGAUUUUCCACUUUCCUUUAAAGGUAAACUUGUGGUGGCCGUAUAAAUCCAGUCCGUGCUUAUGUGUUUUGGAGCAGACCUGGCCAAUAACUCCAGAAAUUUGUCUUUAGCUAAUUCAUUGACAUAGUACAAGGGCUUUCCUUGGAAAUUAGUGAGGAAGCAACUGUUGUAUACCUUCUGACUAUCAACAAAACUAAAUUGGUGCUGAAAACAAAAUUCAAAAAAAAAAAAAAAAAAAGAGGUGGAUAUCAACUGGGCUUUUGCCUGAUUGUCUUUCCUGGCCAUAAGGUUUGUAUUUCCAGCACCUCUGCAAGUAUUCAGCACUCUCUUGAACUGUUAGGUUUUUCCUUAAUCAUAACUGUUAGAUAGAAAGCACAAGAUUUAACUGGGGCUUAGAGAGAAUAAUUUGUGAAUGUCAGCUACUCCAGGCAGCUGUAUGUUUGGUAAGACGGCAAGUUGGCAAAGUAAUAAAAGGAUUUUACAAUA